This is a messenger RNA of Danio rerio (zebrafish), 1728 nucleotides long. NCBI's taxonomy places the organism in Eukaryota, Metazoa, Chordata, Actinopteri, Cypriniformes, Danionidae. The record is from RefSeq and is a predicted model, not a curated record.
UUCACACAUUGUUCUCUCUCUCCCGUUCUCUCUCUUUCUCUUCAUUUGCGCUCAGGAUUCUCCGCUCGGCUUUCAGCUCUGGCUCUUCUGACGGACACACUGAUCUGAUUUAGGAUGAUCUGCACAUUACCAACAACUCACAGCUCUGACAAAGAGUUGGAGGAGCAACAAAACACACGCUGACACACACACACACACUGACACACAGACGCAGUGAGCAGGGGUUUCUCUUAUCGAGAGGGAUUCCCUCACCCAGAGACACAGAGGUCUGCACUGAUGAAGAGCGGCUGCAGAUGAAGAUGCUGUCUGGAAGCGGCUGAAACUCUUUCCAUCCUCCCCUGAUGGAGGACAAGAAGAUGAGCGUCACGCGUCAGCAGACCUUCAACAUCCUGACCAUUAUCUUACUCCUGCUGCCGAGCACAGCUCUCUCCGCUCACUUUCGGGUGUGUGAGCCGUAUUCUGACCACAAGGGCCGCUAUCACUUCGGCUUCCACUGCCCUCGACUCUCGGACAACAAGACGUACAUGUUCUGCUGCCAUCAUAACAACACAGCCUUCAAAUACUGCUGCAACGAGAGCGAGUUCCAAACCGUCAUGCAGGUCAACCUGACCACCUCACCCGACGCAUACGGACACAAUAACUACUCGGCAUUAAUCGGCGUGUGGAUCUACGGAUUCUUCGUCAUGGUGCUGCUAGCGCUGGAUUUUCUCUAUUACUCGGCCAUGAACUAUGAAGUGUGUCGGUUUUACCUGGAGAAGUGUGGUCUGGGCGGCCGCUGGCUCAAACAGUCGCAGUAUAAGUGGCAGGCAGAUGGGCAGGAGGAACGGGACGGGCGAACGGCUCCAUCACAAACUCAAGAGCAGCACCAGCAUCCACACAGCUGCAGCGCUCAGAUCAGACACAACCUGACAGGAGAUUCACAGAGUCCAGCGCAGGCCACACACAACACAGCCACAGCCUGAGACUGACCAUAGGACAGACCACUGCGAGGAUGUGCAUAAUGGGAAACGUAGUACAUGCCUUUGCCACAUGGACCUACAUGUCACAGAGGCCCGUUUGCCACAAAUCUCAAAAAGCACAAACUUCAAACCCCUCGACUAACCAAGAACCUCAAAACAGGAGAGUCUGAAAGAAACUGAGAAACAGAAACUCCAGAUUGUGGACCAAACUGGACUUCAAUGGACACUGAAUUACCGCAGGACGUAUCUGGAGGAUCUAUGUAGCUGUUUCUUUCAUGACACUUCUGGAUUAAACUCUUUGUAACUGUGCAGUUUAUUUAUUUGUAGUCAAGGGGAAAGCACUGAGCGAUAAAUGAAGUCGUCAAAUAUGAUUUCAAAGAUCCAAGCACUCUCAAGAACUGAAAUGACCUUUUCCAAGUAAAUAUCAAAACUCACACGUCGUGGAUGGUUUCGCAGUAAAGAUGUCAAAUGAAAUAGUGCAGUGAAUGUUGUUGUUUUUUUUUUUGUUUUUUUUUACUGCUGUUGUGCUUUUGACAUUUUCUCAUUUGUAAGAAUCAGUGAGGUAGCAAACUGUGCUUUUUAUUCCCCCCGUUUGUCUCCUUCGCUGAAGACCUCAUUGUGUGUGUUUCGUCAGGUUGUUCUGAGACCUCAGAGGAGGUUUUGUUCAGCGGUUAUUAUUGAUAUUGAGCAGAGUUGAUUUAGAGUUUAGUUUUUGAGUAAACUGCCGAAAUGAAAUAAUAAAAAAAAACAUGAUUUCACACUCCUGGAA